This is a messenger RNA of Zootermopsis nevadensis, 2220 nucleotides long. Lineage: Eukaryota; Metazoa; Arthropoda; Insecta; Blattodea; Termopsidae. The record is from RefSeq and is a predicted model, not a curated record.
UUGUUUCAGCCGCGCCGGAAAGUUUUUAAUAACUUUACAUUACGAGUGAAAGUGUGCGUGGUAAAAAGUGCUCUGAUUGGUCGUUGUUUCGCGCCAAUACGAAACAGUGGGUGGAGCUAUCGAAUUAUCAGCAGUAUUUGUGAAUCAACGCACAUAAGUACCAUAAAAGAAGAAACGAGAGAAUAAUUUUAAAAAACAAAACAAACAAAAAAAUUCAUAAGGGGAAAGUUAUUUCUCCGGGAGGAGGUGUUCGACCCGGCGAUGGCCACGAAGGGCAUGGUCUCCGUCAAGAGGCCUAUACGACAGUUGUCUGUGAGAGAAAAACUGGAUGCCAUUCAGCGAGUGCACAAUGGGGAAUCCAAAGCGUCCGUGGCCCGAGACAUCGGGGUGCCGGAGUCCACGUUGCGGGGAUGGUGCAAGAGCGAGGACAAACUCAGGAACGUAGCUCGUUCUUGUGGAACUCCGGAGUCACAGCAUUCCGUGGAGGAACCAGACAACAAAGACAUUAGCAAAAGCGUAGGAGUGGGAGAACCGGGAGUGGGAGGCGGAGGCGGCGGCGGCGGUGGAGGAGGAGGAGACGACGACGUCACCGAUGGCGGCCCAUCUGAUCGGAAGCGAACGCGCCAGGAAGCAGAAGCGAACCACACCAAAACUCCCCAACCCCAAACUCAACCCCAGCCCGAACUCGACGAGGCCCUAUGGUUUUGGGUAAAACAGCAGCAGCAAGUGGGACUGUCUGUGAGUGCUGGGCAGUUGUUGGGCAAUAAAGAGGCUACAGACCUCAACAAGAAUGGUGUGGCCGAUGGCAGUUGGUUCUGGCGAUGGUAUAAGCGUUAUGGGUUCUCCCAGUAUCCUGAUCCCCUCCAACAGGUGACCAAGACAAAGGUACAAAGUGAAACUCUGACCCCAGGACUUCAGAAAGUCAAUGGCCACUCAAUACCGGUUGCCAAUAACGCCCGAUCAACCCUGGACAGUGUGUUGUUGAAUGUAAAGGACAAUAACAAUAUAAGAAACCCAGGAAAACCAGAGGAAUCUGAUGACGAUGACGAGGAGGACGAGCCACCAGCAACGGCAGCCGAGGCUGUCAACCACGGAGAGAAAUUCCUUCGCUGGCUUGAAUGUUGCUCUGACCCCAGUGUCACCGCCAUGCAGAUCUUGCAGUUUCGGUAUCUGCUCAACAAUGUCCGUGCCUGCGCUGACCGACGAGCCAAGCAAACCAAGACCAAGACACGUUCCAGGCGCAAGUAGGUUUCAACUUACCCCCCCUCACCCACCCUGCUGUCAGUGUUACCAUCUACAACUGUACCUAUUGUCAGUACUGUAGAACCGAGAUAUGUUUACAGGUAAUAGUUCAGCUUUAACUUGAAAAUGAGUCCAGCACAAAUACCAAGAGAUCCCUUAUGUCAAGAUUAGGAUACUGUAUAUUUUUUAAGAGAAAAAAAUGCCAUUCCUUUUAGUUGUAUGUAUUAUCCAUCCAAAAAUCAGUAUUUUUGUUUCAAACUUGUAGGUGAGAUCUAGCAAAAUGCCUGACCCCUAAUACUUAUUUCAGACUGAAUCUUGCAGAGGCCACAUCCAUAAUACUAAAUAUUAAAGACUCUGUGAUUUAUUUUUAUAAGUGAAAAAUAAUCACUUACCAGCAGCUGAGACUUCUCUAGUGGCUCGUAAUUCAGGUGGUCAGCCACAAAAUUGGCGCAGCCCUCCCACGUUUUGAACUCUGGAAGCCGGACGCUAGUCGGCCGAAUCGCGGUGCAUACCAUUUUCUAUAUAAAAGACAAAUUGUUAUAAGUUGCUUUGUGUAUAAUGUUCGUAAGUGUCGAGGUCUCAUUUCAUUUCUCGUCAGCAGCAAGACGGCGAUUGAUGAUUAAAAAACAUUUGUUUUCAGUUGACAAAAUGUGAUUUAUUACAUUGUAAGUGAUUAUAUGGACUUGUUCCCAGUGAAAAUAAAUCAGGGACCCAGAAAGUAAUGCAACUGUAGAUUGGAUUUAAACAAACACGACCUUGUUUCUUGCUGUAGUGUUUGGUUGAAAAUUAUGGUGACAGUGAUGCAUAGAGGAUGGCAACUAAUCAUAAAAGAUAAGGGUAACUGUGGCCUCCUAUUUACUUUGUUCGCUGUUACACAAAAGUACAUGAAGUUCCAGAAACAUGCUGAAAAGAUGUGGGGUGAGAUGUGUCAGGCGAACAGCAAAACUUAUAAUUGCAUCCAUCAACUAUAACCAUCAC